CUCCCGGAAUUUAACCUGUGCACCAAUCAGCCGAAAGCCAGCGUUCGAAACCCUCUUCCUAAUAUGCCCAACAACUUCCACUUCAAAGGCGAAGAGAUCAUAGUGUUCAAUCAAGGCGCUAUCCCCACUAUAGAGCGAUACGAGGAGUCUUUCUACUAUGACUUCAAUGUGUCGAUCGUCCGGACGGAGGAGGCCACAGGCUCCGGGGACGCCAUUAGUCGGACUUGGCUCUAUACCGUGGCUGACUUCAAGACAGCACCGCCACUUAAGCAGAGGUAUUGACUGCGACGUCUGGAGCGGCGGCUUCAAGAACACACCAGGUUAUCAGCUGGAGUCCAUCUACACCUGGUACUUUGCUAGCGCCGACUGGCUGAAGCUGUCCGGCUACCAAGUGGACUACGGCAUGCCUGUGGCCUUGACAAUCACGAAGCAAGAGUCCGUGACUACCAUGAACUUCUACGAGUUCACCACGGAUGUGGACUCCCAGGUACCGGAUGUGUCCCUCUGCUUCGACCUCAACCUCACACAAAACAUCAAGUUUACCCUUGGAGGUCGCUAUGAUCAAGUGGUCACCCCAAACCCAUAUGCUUUCCGAUACCAGCUCACAAAUGCAAUUGUAUCUAGAGCCAACAUUAAGACAGCGGUCCGACUCUCUGAAUUGCAGUUCUAUCCCGGAGAGAGCGGCAUCGUAGUGGAGUUCAAACUUCUGGACACAAGCAAGGAGGUCGGUGACGUCACCUCCCCUGUUCAGCGAGUGGCCAACAGGGAUGCCAUAUUUGCCCUCCAAAAGAGCGUCAAGGACGGUCAGUUUACAGUUACUGUCACCUCACCCACGGGAGGCCAGCAGGAGGAGGAGGAACAAGUGGAGGCAGCACAAACCCAACUACAGGCCCAGGUACAGGCACAGGUGCAGGUACAGGCACAGGUGCAGGUACAGGCACAGGCCCAGUUACAGGCCCAGGCCAAGGCCCAGGUACAGGCACACGUGACAAGAACUCAGGAGGAUAUACUCCAAGUGACAUGGCUGGCCUUGCAUUCGGUAUGAUUUUCCUGACAACCGGUUGCCUGAUGCUGGGAGCCUACCUCUUUAUUCGUUUGCGCAGGCGGACCGGAAAUGAAGACAUGUUUAAAAUGAGCAAGAUCGAAGACAGCUGAAAAUUUUAACUGACCAAAUAUUAAAAGCCACAGGUACACAGACAGGUGCGCACUUGAAGGCACUUGUUUACACUUGUACUUAUCAUUAAGUGUAUAUUUUUUUUACUCACAUAAUUAAGUAUGUACUCACACACAGACGCACACACGCGCACACACACACACACAC
This is a messenger RNA of Aplysia californica (California sea hare), 1321 nucleotides long. RefSeq lists its product as uncharacterized. The record is from RefSeq and is a predicted model, not a curated record. NCBI's taxonomy places the organism in Eukaryota, Metazoa, Mollusca, Gastropoda, Aplysiida, Aplysiidae.